Messenger RNA from Suillus bovinus, 2895 nucleotides. RefSeq lists its product as uncharacterized. The transcript has 8 exons. The record is from RefSeq and is a predicted model, not a curated record. The annotation marks the transcript as partial. Lineage: Eukaryota; Fungi; Basidiomycota; Agaricomycetes; Boletales; Suillaceae.
GGGAUUCCCAAGAGUCAGAAUCCCCACAUAUACCAUCAAUUGCCUUACCCGCAGACUUCAACAUUGAUACAGCACUCAAAGUCAAUACUGCCGAGGUGCUGUAUGAUGUAUUCAGGGCACACAGCCUUGAGGUUGACGGCACCAGUCCAAGAUGGACCCUCUGUUGUCCUGACUGCAAGGAAUGGUGCCAGACUAGCAUACCCUUGGGCCUUAUGCUCUGGCAUGAAGGCCAAUUCAGUUCCUUGUCGUCUUUCUCCCUCCCUUCAUCUUGACGACUGUCCUGGAAUUGCUGUUGUCUGGCCAGAUGACCUACGUCCAUUCCUCAUGCUUUUCCCCUGGAGCUGGUAUCAUAAUGGCCCAGAUGCUUUGCCUUUUACCAUCGAUACCCGGGAUCCCAAGCACCAUACUAAUUACAAGUUUCUCAGCCUUGGACACAUGCAAGACAUUGUGAAGACAUAUGCCGACCAAAUCAAGCAGCUAAAAUUGCAGCAACUCAAUCAUUCUUGCAAUUAUAUGUGUUCGCUCACCCAAUUAGACGACUACAAUUGCCUACUUAUGGCCAUAUCUGAAAAAGAUAUCCCCCGCAUCCAACAAAUUGAGGUCGUCAACAAGCUCGAGGAUGCUCUUGUGGGCGCAUAUACCCCUCGAGGUUAUGGCGCUGAUGACUUGGACAUUGCGACACUUGUAUUUAGGCUUGGCGGGCGCCAGCUCCUUUUUGCACUUAAUCAAUCACUUGGUCUCCCUUCUCUCCGUACCCUCCAUACUAAGUCCACCUUCACCUCCAUUGUGCCAACCAUCGGUCCAAUACAAGACGGACAGUUUGACCAGAAUAUUCAGAACAUUGUCAUUCACACACGUGCACACUCGUCACUCGCAUCAUUACGUGGCAUCAGUCUUAUGAUUGGCGAAAUCGCCCUUGAAGAGAUGGCGGUUCACUUUGGUAAAUAUAACAAAGUCGGAGGUCUCUGUUUGAAGCAUUCUCACACUAUAGAACCUGUCCUUCGCACAUACGAGUCUGCCGUGAACAUUGCUCAAAAAAUUCACAAUGGUGAACUUCACCUUGGGAAGGAGCUCACUGUUAUAGGUGCAUCCUGCUUUGGUGAGGAUGAGAUAUAUCCUAUUUUGGCGGCACCCACCUGCAAGACUGAAGACGCCACUGAUAUGGAACAUAUCCUUUCCUAUGCCAUUGGGAGUUGGAAUAGGACUGGCACAUCUACAUUGGUUGGGCCAAUCUGGUCAUUAGCAACAGAUGGUGAUGCAACUAGGUGUGCUGCUGGUCACAAAUUAUUCGUCAAGUUUCCACUACCUCCCGAAUCACCCUUGUAUGGCACGCUCAUCAACUUACAGGGCCUCAAUCUAUUCACCGGUGAAGGUAAAAUUACGCUUGAUUUUGACUUCAAGCAUAUUUUUAAACGCCUUUGUACGCUUAUUCGAGCACCUGGAGGAAUUGUCAUAAACAAUGGCCGUGUCAUUAAUUCAAUGAUGCUCGCACACUAUCUUGCAGCAGUGACAAAGCUCCUUCACCCUGAUGACCCCCAAGAUGACCCCCGUGCCAUUGAACUCAUGUUGGCUAUCAUCGGGUUCUCACAAUCUCAACAUCAUGUCUUGAAUGACUCGUUUUCCCUCGAAGUCAACACUCGUGCCGACCUUAUUUCAAUUUCUCUCCUCAGCACACUACUUGAAUCAAUUCUUACUCCUUUCAUUAAUGUCUCUCUCUCUCUCUCUCUCUCUGAGCAGUUCCAAUACCUAAGUCGUUAUGCGCACUUGGCUUAUGCGUUCUUUCAUGCUCAUCAGCGCUCAUUCAUGUCCUAUCCACUAUAUUACGACACUCAAACCAUGGUGAAGAAUACUGCCUUCUCUCUUUCCAAACAGCAGUCACUGGAUCCACAUGCUUGCUUCUACCUUGGCAACGUUGGGGAUGAUCCACUUGAGAUCCUCUUUGGUUGCAUGUGUAUGAUUGGAGGCCACAACUCUGCAUGCUCUUAUGCUCAAGCUAUCGAUCGUCUCGAUGCUGCUAAGGACAUCAAUGGUCUUUUUAAAUGCCAUCCAGAGCUUGAUCCAGGUCAUCGGUGUCUCAAACUCACGCACCAUGAGGGAGUUGAUCAUAUCAACCGAGAUAUUUGGAAGGGUGAUAUCAUUGCCGACAGAUGUGAUCUUCCAUUGGCAUGGCGCAAUGGUCGUGAUUCUGCACUUUCCAUUCUUACCACAUCACAACUGGAUCCAAUUCAUUAUUCCUUCGCCGACUAUUUCAAGAACCCUGAUGUCAACAUGCUGUGUCCAUUCAGACAGAAUAAAUACUUCGGCAUCACAAUGGAAGAGGAACUUGAAGACACGAGCCGUGUACCAUCCGAACUGCCACCUGCCAGUGUCAUGCACUCACCACCAUUGCAGUGUUUGGAGACCAUCUUGUCAAAUGAGGAUGGUGAUAUGCUUCAGCUAGACGAGUCUGACGUACAUGAAGAAGAAGACAAGAUCAUGCUAACAUUUCAAGAGGCACUGAUCAAUGAGUCUCCUGCUGAUGCUCCUUCUCAGCCUUCCAGUGGACCCCCUCCUGCAGAUGCACUUUCACCGCCAUUGCCGCAUGGCCCUGGGAUACGCCCAGAUGACUAUCUAUUAUAUGAUGGAUGCUGGAUUCACAAGCAGACUAACUUAUUUCUUGUUGGGGAUAUAUUUCUUAUCAUCCUUCACUCCAGCCAUAACCUUUCCAUUGGCGUCCUUCACUCCAUGUCGGCAACCCUUAACGGGGUAUCUUGCGCAUCCAUCAAUGUCACUAUCAUGAGAUCUUUGCGCUCUACCAUGAAGAUCACAGGACAGCUCCUAAGUGUCAUUCCAACUGACACUUUACCUGAUGCUGCUCAGAUGUUCUUGUGGGACGGGGGAUACAUCACUGCUUGA